Manduca sexta (tobacco hornworm) is the source of this 616-nucleotide messenger RNA. RefSeq names its product skin secretory protein xP2-like. The record is from RefSeq and is a predicted model, not a curated record. The transcript is spliced from 2 exons. The annotation marks the transcript as partial. Lineage: Eukaryota; Metazoa; Arthropoda; Insecta; Lepidoptera; Sphingidae.
AUGUUGGAGGAACCCACGCCAAGCCGAGGAAGGGAGAAAGGAAAAGGGAGGGGAAAAAAGACGGCCCAGCCCGCUCAGGCUCCCACUCCUGCCCCCACUAUCCCCGCUCCCAUUGCUGGGCCUUCCAGCGCUCCGCCGCAAGCCGUAGCGGGCCCUUCUACAGCGGCGGCGUCGACACCCGCGAUGGCGCCAGCAACCGUGAGAAGACGAGAGAAGAGCGCUGCGCCUGCAAAGAAGCCGGCACCAGGCUCCAAGCCGAAGAAGGGCGGAAGAAAAGAGCCGGCAGUUCAACCCGCGCCGGAGCCCCGUCCGCUGCCGCCGGCCCCUGACUCAAUGGAGACGCCAUGGGUCGAGGUGGCCAGAAGGAAGAAAAAAGGGGGAGACGACAGCAGCACCGACAACAACCAGCGUGCAGCCGCCAAAACCUUCGCGCCGAAAGGAACCCAAGCUGCGACCGCCACGAUCUGCGGCCGUGUUCCGGAAUCCGGGGUUGGGGAGGCGGAGUUCGGGGGGCGAAAGCCCGCUGAUGGAGAUGUAGAGAAGGAGAAAACGGGCGCGAAGCCCAUGGAGGUGGCAGAUGAGUUUGUACGGCCUUUGAGUCUAGACUCGGACUCAA